UAAAACCCUGAUUGACGGUGAAGUGCCAAUUCCAUUUUGGGAAGAUAGUGAAAAAGAAAUUGAGACGAUCAUGAGAGCAAUGGAUUUGUUCGGAGAGAUGGAAGAUCAGAUAACGUCUAUGGCGAUGGACGUUGACGACGUCGAACAAUUCGAGAUGCUAGCUGAUGGCGUUAUCGUCUCUGAUCACAAACUCGCCGAUUCCGAUUUCUUCAACUCCUUCCAAGACGAUUUCAAUGAUGCGGAUAUCAAUUAGCACCUUUUCUUAUAACUCAUAAUUAGGUCAUCCUUAUUUCGUUUGUUCGUGUUCACUAUGGGGAAGAAAAAGAAAAAGAAAUUGAUGUACUUUUGUUUAUUGGAUUAUUGAGUUGGUAUGAUGUGAUAUUUUAUGAUGACUCUUUUGUGAUUAAUCUCAAUUUCUUGUUAUGUGUUUUGCGAUUUACGAUGUGUAGUGUUUGUGUGUGUGUGUGUGAUUGAUUAUGAGAUUAGAGUUGUGGCUGUUGGUGAUUUUAUAAACAGUAUUUUUCCGGGUGGUGUUUGAA
This is a messenger RNA of Cicer arietinum (chickpea), 539 nucleotides long. RefSeq names its product small acidic protein 1. The record is from RefSeq and is a predicted model, not a curated record. NCBI's taxonomy places the organism in Eukaryota, Viridiplantae, Streptophyta, Magnoliopsida, Fabales, Fabaceae.